AUGACUGCAGUACUUAUUGGUAAUUACACUGAGGUUCCAUGCAUGUUGUCAAUCCAUUCGCUGGCAACCACGACCCAUUCCCUGGCAACCACGACCCAUUCCCUUGCAACCACAAACCAUCCCCUGGGAACCACAAACCACCCCCUGGCAACCACGACCCAUUCCCUGGGAACCACAACCCAUCCCCCUUGCAACCACAACCCAUCAUCCCCUGGCAACCACAACCCACCCCCUGGCAACCACAACCCAUCCCCUGGCAACCACAACCCACCCCCUGGGAACCACAACCCACCCCCUGGGAACCACAACCCACCCCCUGGCAACCACAACCCACCCCCUGGGAACCACAAGUCGCCCCCUGGGAACCACAACCCACCCCCUGGCAACCACAACCCACCCCCUGGCAACCACAAGCCGCCCCCUGGCAACCACAAGCCGCCCAACCCAACGCCCGGGUCUCCGUUAUCAUCCUCGUCAGCGUCAUCGUCAUCGGCAGUUACACUCACAACAGCGGAGGCGACGAUGAUCCCUUCAGCCGUUCAGAGUUACCAAUACAGCCAAAUAUUGGACUACAAGCGCAUAAAUAACCUCGCUACUGAAUCCCUAAACUGGAAAAUUCUCAAAUUUCGCCAGUCGUCAUGCAGCAUGUCGCCUCCCCUCCCCUCCGCCACCAUGCCCCCCCCCCUCCGCGCCCGCCCCCCGCACAAUCACCAGGAAGCGCCUCUAAGCCUCCCUGGGCAUUUCUCAGAGCAUCACGACGUCUUCGCCGCAGCUUCCUCCGCCCCUCAUCUCCCUCCUCCCGAGCACUCAGCAACGCCUAAUCACAGCGGGGGCGCAGCUCUAAGGUCAUCAGGGUGCAGCUCUUACCCUAAAGAGUCACAGCCCACCGUGAGGCUUGAGGGAGAGGCUUCCAUCUCGUCCUCGGAAUUUGCAAGGCCGACGGUCCGAGGAGCUGCGCGCGCGGGACCGGCGGCGCUGAGGACGACCUCCGCUACUUCCCCUGCCACCUCCUCUCCUCCUGGAGUGGGCCACAACGGCAUCGGUAACACCCGCUCCAAGACGGGCGUGAGGCUCCGCAGAGUGCGUUCUCUCGUUGGCGCGACCCCUGGGGCAGCUCUCUCCCUGAUGAUGAUGGUCCUCGGCCUGAUAAUGAUGCUGGAGUCGCUGCAAGCGCCACCCGCCAAGAACCCGGGCUCUAAGAACCGAUGUUAA
This is a messenger RNA of Penaeus chinensis, 1212 nucleotides long. Its product is annotated as pollen-specific leucine-rich repeat extensin-like protein 1. The record is from RefSeq and is a predicted model, not a curated record. NCBI's taxonomy places the organism in Eukaryota, Metazoa, Arthropoda, Malacostraca, Decapoda, Penaeidae. Bases 1 to 1212 code for a protein of 403 amino acids. The transcript has 6 exons.